Messenger RNA from Arachis duranensis, 939 nucleotides. RefSeq lists its product as uncharacterized. Bases 1 to 939 code for a protein of 312 amino acids. The transcript has 4 exons. Lineage: Eukaryota; Viridiplantae; Streptophyta; Magnoliopsida; Fabales; Fabaceae. The record is from RefSeq and is a predicted model, not a curated record.
AUGGUUACUAAAGGGAUUGUUCAUGGGCACAAAAUUUCAAACAAGAGAAUAGAGGUUAAUCAAGCUAAGGUAGAAAUAAUUGAAAAGUUACCACCACCUACUAAUGUUAAGGCCAUCAGAAGCUUCUUAGGCCAUGCAGGUUUCUACAGGAGGUUUAUCAAAGACUUCUCCAAACUUGCAAAACCCCUGUGCAAUCUUCUAGUUGUAGACACACCUUUUGUUUUUGGUGAGCACUGCUUGUAUGGCUUCGAAACUUUAAAGGCAAAGCUUGUCAUUGCACCUAUCAUUUCUGCACCCAACUGGGCCCUACCAUUCAAGCUGAUUCGUGUUCUAAAUGAUGCUCAAAGAAACAAUACCACCACCGAGAAGGAACUACUAGCAGUUGUCUAUGCAAUUGAUAAGUUCAGAUCUUAUUUGAUUGGUUCAAAGGUCACUGUUUACACUGACCAUGCUGCUCUCAAGGACAAAAAGGGAUCAGAAAACCAGGUGGCAGAUCAUUUAUACCGAAUUCAACCUAAAGCAGGGAUGCCCCUGCCCAUCACUGAGGUGACCGAUACUUUCUUUGAUGAGCAGGUUUUUGCAAUCCAAAGAGCACCAUGGUUUGCAGACAUUGCAAACUAUAAAGCCAUGAAGUUCAUUCCGAAGGAGUACAGCAGAAAAGAUGCUUGGAUGGAAAAAUCCGACGUUGUGUCUCCGAGGAAGAAACCCAGCAGAAUCUCUAGCAUUGUCAUGGGUCUGAAUAUAGAGGCCAUUUUAGAGAAGAGCAAACAACCACCAAGGUCCUUCAGAGCAGAUUCUGUUGGCCAACACUCUUCAAGGACUCCUAAGAGUUUGUCCGCAAUUGUGACAAGUGCCAACGAGCUGGAAAUCUCCCUCAAAAUCAAGAAAUGCCACAACAAGGAAUUUUGGAAAUUGAGCUGUUUGAUGUAUGGGGAAUAA